This is a messenger RNA of Trichomonas vaginalis G3, 1326 nucleotides long. Its product is annotated as auxin efflux carrier component 1B-related family. Bases 1 to 1326 code for a protein of 441 amino acids. The transcript has a single exon. Lineage: Eukaryota; Parabasalia; Trichomonadida; Trichomonadidae. The record is from RefSeq and is a predicted model, not a curated record. Gene Ontology annotation, cellular component: membrane. Gene Ontology annotation, biological process: transmembrane transport.
AUGCUGGACUGGUUACAAGCCUUUCAGAUAUAUGCUGCCGUAUGGAUUAUUAUCUUCAUAGGCCUUCUUUGCGGUGGUUUGAAGAUCUUUACUCCAAAGGAUGUUUAUUCAAUUCGUAGAUUAGUUUAUUUAGUACCGAUGGCUGCAAUGCUUUUCCGCGAAAUAGGUAAUAGUAAGCUUAAGAAAGACACAUGGAUGUCUUUUCUCCAAGCUGUUUUAGUUCAAGGCGUUUUACACAUCAUAUCUUUAGUUUAUGCUUUCAUUUAUCAUCCUGACGAAUCCGUUUCCAUGAAAUUCCUUAAGAAUGCGAUGUCUUUAUGCCAAACAGACUUCUUAUACUAUGCAGUUCCAAUUUCUCAAAUCUUAUUUACACCAUCUAUCGCUGCUCACGCUGCAUUAGCAUGUUUCCUUCAAUACCUUUGCAUAGUCCCACUCCAUGAGAUACUUGCACUCACAUUUAUUCCAGACUGUGAAAAGAAAAUGAAUACGAAACAUGAACCACAAGAUCCAGUACCUCCUCUUGAGCCAAAAGAAGUUCCAAAUGCAGACCAAGAAGAAGAGGAGGAAAUGGCUGAUGUUUCUUCAACAGGAGAAGUAGAAGUUAUUGAUGAAAACGGAAAUCCUCAUAUUGUUAAAGUACAAGAAGAUGAGCUCGAAGAAGAUCAUCAUGAAGAUCAAAGCCAAAGCUACAGCAAGCCAAACGAAGCAAACAAUUCCGAUAAUCAAAAUAAAGAAUCAAAUACACCAACAGACACGCCAAAAGAAGAGGAACCACAAGAAACAAAGCAAGAACCACCUCCACCAGAUGUUCCUACUGAUAAACCAGCCCAAAAACCUGCAAAAUACUGGUCAAAGAAUUGGCUUAUUUUCUGGGCUUUUGUCAACCAAUUUACCAUCUGUGGAAUUCUCGGAAUCAUUUGGAGCGCGAUCGGAAUCUCAAUGCCAAAGUUUUUGGAGGGAUUAGUUACAGAUCUCGAAAAAGCCAUCUUCGCAGCUGGUUUAUUCUGCAAUGGUGUCGUUAUCUGGAACCAUUCCUUCAAGAAUGCUCCAGUUUUGGACGUAAUUGUUGCUGUAUUAUGCCAUUUCUUCGUAGAACCAGCACUUUCUUGGGGAUUUUCCGCAUUAAUUGGUCAGGACAAGGAUGUUACAAAGUUCCUUAUCUUGUCAAAUGCAGCUCCUGUCGCAAUGUACGCUUAUCACCUCUCAUUAACCUUCGAACUUGGAGAAUCAAUGAUUUCUUAUAGCUUGUAUUGGACAUCCGUACUAACUCUCCCUGUUUAUCUCAUUUGGACGGCAAUUAUUAAUUAUGCACCUUAUUUUAAAUAA